Messenger RNA from Apodemus sylvaticus (European woodmouse), 3259 nucleotides. It is a transcript of the gene Emp2, whose product is annotated as epithelial membrane protein 2. Gene Ontology annotation, cellular component: plasma membrane. The coding region runs from base 214 to 729 and encodes 171 amino acids. The record is from RefSeq and is a predicted model, not a curated record. Lineage: Eukaryota; Metazoa; Chordata; Mammalia; Rodentia; Muridae. The transcript is spliced from 5 exons.
AGGGCGGUGGGGAGGAGGCUCGGCGGCCUGGAGGGCGGAGGACGCUGCGCAGUCCCAGCCUGGAGCUUCAAAACAGCCGGCGCCUCGCCCCACGCGCAGCCCGCCACUGUGUCCAGACGCCCGCGCCCGGUCUGGAUUUGCCUCUUGCCGUCUUUGUCUCCUCAUUGUCUCUGGACUUGCCCCUGACCCUUUGGCCUUUACUGCCCUGUGAACAUGUUGGUGAUCCUUGCCUUCAUCAUCAUCUUCCACAUCGUGUCCACAACACUCUUGUUCAUUUCUACCAUCGACAAUGCCUGGUGGGUAGGAGAUGGCUUCUCAGCUGACCUCUGGAGAGUGUGCACGAACAGCACAAACUGCACGGAGAUCAACAGCCUGAGCAGCGCUGAGGAGGGUGGAGGUUACUCUGUGAUGCAGGCGGUGCAGGCUACCAUGAUCCUCUCCACCAUCCUCUCCUGCAUCUCCUUCCUCAUCUUUCUGCUCCAGCUCUUCCGCCUCAAGCAGGGUGAGAGGUUCAUCCUGACGGCCAUCAUCCAGCUCAUGUCCUGCCUGUGCGUCAUGAUCGGGGCUUCCAUCUAUACAGACCGGCGCCAAGACUUUCACAAUCACUCUGGGCUCUAUGACUUCGUGAAAGAAGGCAGCUACGGCUACUCUUUCAUCCUGGCCUGGGUGGCCUUCGCCUUCACCUUCGUCAGCGGCUUCAUGUACAUGAUCCUGAGGAAGCGCAAAUAAGCCAGACGCCCGCUCUCCCAGGGCGGCCUCCGCGGCCACACAGCCAUCUUGUGUAUAAUCUUUUUGUGUGUGUUUUUUCUAGCAAACAUAUUGUUUCCUUUAAAGGCUUUUAUAAAAAACAAGAAGAGGAGGAGGAGGAGGAGGAGGAGGAGGGUGAGGAGGAGGAGGAGGACACAGACAGAGAAGAGGAGUUUCUGCAUUCUUGGGAUCACAGACCAGACCAUGAAGGCAGGCAUUCUGAAUGCCUGCUUAUCAAAAGUCUUAGCAAGGCCCAGCAAGGUCCACAGGAUGCUUCUCAUGGGGGUGGGGUGGGGUUGGGUGGGGUGUUCCGUGGUGUGGGUGUGGCCAAAGGUCAGGAACGCCAGUCUUGGGAGCAGGCUCUUUGUAGGGGUCUGCCUUGCCCCUCUUCCCUGCCCACUCCACUCUAACAGCCACAGGUGGGCUGAUGAGGGCCCAAAUGUGGGUCAUCUGUGCUCAGAUAUUAAACCUAAGUUCCUGUAAGAAGUGGGCAAAGACUGGCCCUGGUUUGUCUGUAAGGGACUCAGAGUUUCCCAUCCCCCCUGCCAUGAGUUAGGUCAUCACACUAAUUUGUUGAUGUUUGCUCAUGUUUGCCUUAAAGAUAGUGACCCUUGACCCAGAUGUCAUGUUCAGGCAUUGGGUGUCCAUAGGGUAAUUCCAUAGGGCAUCUAUUACAUGUCAGUUCACAAGUCUACUUUCAAGACCCUCAGAAUCCUUUAUAGAAGGGGCGGGCCUGGGUGUCUGAAUUUCUGAUGAGCUCCCUGCAAAAUGGUUAAAUGCACUAAAACUGGAGGGCAGAGCCCUAGAACCGGGGCAGCAGAGCCACCCUGUAGAUGUUACCAGGCUCAUCACAAUGAGAUGGCCCCACUGCCAGCCACAUCUUAGCCUCCACCAGCCCUUGCUGCCUCUUCCACAGAUGCUUACAUCUGGGACACUUGUGCCCUACUCCCAGACCAUAAGCCUAAACCUGGGAGAUGGUCUGGGCAGCCUCCUCCUUGACCUACAUGGGAAGAUCUCUCCAUUCCUUCCUGCUCUUCUUUCUAAUGCGGAUGCUUCCAUUAGGUCCCUGUUUCUGGAGCCUUGGAAGAUCUGUUUUCCAUUCAUUUAUCCACUCAUCUGCCAUUCAAUAUGAAUGGAUCUUGUCACGUGUUGGGUGCAAGGGUUACCCUUUCAAACAGUCCCUCACGAGACUCACAGUCUAGUGAAGAAUACACCCCAGAAACCAAUUAGAGAAGCUGCCACCAUGAUGGAAUAGCAGGGAUUCCAAACCCCCACGGUGAGAGGAAGCCCACUUCCUCUGUGUCUUUAAUGUGCCUUGAUAAAUCUCUGUGCACUGAAGAGCAGUCCCCUUGGUUCAAUGCCAUUCAUUGGGUAGUGCCCACAGGGUUUCACUAGAGAAUACUUCUGUAGAACAUCCUAUACUCCCCACAGGGAGACAGGGAAGGGGUCCCAGAGCCAUGGCUCUUAAGAUGGUCCUUGAAGGAAAAAGUCCAAUCAUUUCCAAGUGUGCCCUGAAACCUGAGGCCAUGGGGAGGUUUGCAGUGGUCCUGGAGGAGUGAUUUCCGCACCCGAGACGCAGGAGCUCUACGAUGGCAACCUUCUUCCUCUGACAUCCUUUUCCAUUUUUGAGUUGGAGAGGUGAUUCUGGGACAGGAUGUGUAUAUUUGUGUUGUUUAAACACAUUCACAUGUGAGCUGUUUGAGGGGAGCACUAACUCAGUGCCAGUGGAGCUGGGGAUGUUGGGUCUGAGUGGCUUUAGUACCAUCAUUGACACCCCCUUACUACAAACUGACUUCCCUCCCUUCCUCCCGCUCUUCUGUCCUCCUUUCCUUCCUUCCCUUAGAGGCACUGCCAAGGUGGCAUGGGCGGCAGCAACAGGGCAAAUUGCCCGAGUGAACUUUUUACAGCCCACUGCGGCUAGAUCUCAGCAGUCACUCCAUGUCUUUUGAGGAAGGAGGCCAAUCUAAAGUGUCCUUAUACCUUUCCCUUGGGGUCUUUUCUGAAAUAGUUGUUUAAAAAUUGUUCUGAUGAUCGUGAUGGAAACAGACCACCUUAGAACCAGAGGCACGAAAGCCUGACCUGAGCCAGCACAAAUUCCCACCUCAGGAACCUCCGGGGUUACAGGCGUGUCCUCAUCCGAUGCGAUGGGCAUGGCCCUGUGGGUUGUUCCUGCUUGCCACAGUGGCCAGCAGUCAGGGCCUGUGACGUGAGAAGUGUCUCUCCUGAUCUGUGCCCUGCAUUCGGGAUGCUAAGAAGAGGUGAGGGUCCUAGGUAGGAUGGGCUCUCAAUCGGUGCUUAUCACUAGUUAUCAAAGAACAACAGCAGAGUCAACUGUGUUAUCCAAGAAGCAAGUAUUAGGACCAAACCUGUCACUGUAUUUAAAGGAACUUUAGUUUGUGUAUCUUACAUUUUUAUAAAGUACUGUAAUUCAGGGGGAGGGGCAUGCAACAGAGACAGAUUAACCCAUGUUUGUCAUUUGCAUUAAAAUUAUUUUGGGUCUCUGUUUAAGGAA